Messenger RNA from Vitis riparia (riverbank grape), 1487 nucleotides. RefSeq names its product homeobox-leucine zipper protein ATHB-7. The record is from RefSeq and is a predicted model, not a curated record. Lineage: Eukaryota; Viridiplantae; Streptophyta; Magnoliopsida; Vitales; Vitaceae. Gene Ontology annotation, molecular function: DNA-binding transcription factor activity, RNA polymerase II-specific; sequence-specific DNA binding. Gene Ontology annotation, biological process: positive regulation of DNA-templated transcription. The coding region runs from base 252 to 998 and encodes 248 amino acids. The transcript has 2 exons. Gene Ontology annotation, cellular component: nucleus.
CUGAAGGAAAAGCAUUCCUCAAUAUGGGGCCCUGUGAUUUUGAGGCGUAACAACACCCAGAACCAGAGUCUGACUCAAAGCUAUAAGAUACUAUCCAUAUCAUCAGCUGAUAAAUAGAUGCAUAUCUCGAAGCCCACACAGAUCAAGAACAUUCUGAUAUUCUCAUUUCAGCCAUUCCCCACUUUCCUCACUGUCUGCAAAGCUGUUUUGAGUAGUUGGUCUGAGGAGUUUUUGGGGUCUGGCUCAAGGGUAUGAAUCUGAAUGAGAUGUUAGGUGGGGAGGAUUAUAAGUAUUCUCCCAUGGCAGCAGUGGAUGAUGAGUCUUUGGCUCGUCUGAAUUCAAUUGCAACCGCCAGAAAGAAGAAGGAAAAGAACAAGAGGAGGUUCAGUGAUGAACAGAUUAGAUUAUUGGAAUCCAUGUUUGAGUCUGAGACAAAGCUUGAACCCCGAAAGAAGCUGCAGGUGGCGAAGGAGCUGGGCUUGCAGCCACGGCAGGUUGCGAUAUGGUUUCAGAAUAAGAGAGCUAGGUGGAAGUCAAAGCAGCUGGAGCGGGACUACAGUAUACUGAGAGGGAAUUACAACAGUCUGGUUUCUCGGUUUGAAUCCUUGAAGAAGGAGAAGCAGGCCCUGGUUAUACAGCUACAGAAGUUGAACGAGAUGGUACAGCAGUCUGGAGGGGCAAAACAAGAUUCUGAGCAGCGGCUAGUACAGAACAGUGCUGAGAGUGAAGCAGACAACAGAGACAAUGGCAAUUGUGAAUCUGAAGUGAAGCCCAACUUGUCGUUGGAGAGAUCAGAACAUGGAGGAGGUGUCCUUUCGGACGAUGAUAGCAGCAUAAGGGCCGACUACUUUGUGAUGGAAGAAGAGCCCAGCCUUCUGACCAUGGUGGAACCUGUUGAUGGUUGCUUGACAUCACCGGAAGAUUGGGGCAGUUGGGACUCUGAGUGUGUGUUUGAUCAGUCUAGUGGUAGUUAUCAGUGGUGGGAUUUCUGGGGUUGAAUGAUAGAUAGAACAUUAGAAAAUAUGGAGGAAAUGUAUGCAAAUAAUCUUCCUUCAGUUGAUGGAGGCAAAGUCCGGGGCCGGCCAUUUUAGAUGGCAAUGAGCCUAGAUUUUGAGGAUUGUGGGGACUACAAGUAGAGAAAUGAAAAUUUUUCAUCCUGAUCUUUCUGAUAGGUGGAUGCUAAUCUCACUACCCUGUCCAAAGAGGCAAUUGCAGUCUAGUCCUGACCUGGUCACAGAAAAUGAUGUGGUUCUUCACAAAGAACCAAAAAUAAAAUAAUGGGCCAUGGAAGCAGGACCAAAAGAAGACGAAACCGGGCGAAUGUGUGGUCGGUAUGUGCCCUUGUGUCUGUCUGUGUGUGUGGGAGAGGUUUUGUCCAAGCAGGUAGAGAUUUUCAUCCAGAGAGACUUUGUAGUUGGCAAUGUGCUCAACUAAGAAACACAAACCUUUGUUUCCUUACCUAGUUUCCAAUUAUCUUCUUUAUUUAA